This is a messenger RNA of Halteromyces radiatus, 2207 nucleotides long. RefSeq lists its product as uncharacterized. Gene Ontology annotation, cellular component: ribonucleoprotein complex. Bases 173 to 2029 code for a protein of 618 amino acids. The record is from RefSeq and is a predicted model, not a curated record. NCBI's taxonomy places the organism in Eukaryota, Fungi, Mucoromycota, Mucoromycetes, Mucorales, Cunninghamellaceae. The transcript is spliced from 4 exons. Gene Ontology annotation, molecular function: RNA binding.
CCAACACACUCAUUUCCACCACCACCCUUUUUUUUUAUUAUUGAUUUUUCAUUAUAACUUUGACUUUGUCACUUGUUUUUUGUAAAAUCAUAUUCACUUGAAAAAAAAAGAAAAAAAACUAUAUAAAAUCUAUUUUUACUUUUUAAAAAAAAAAUUGAAAAACUAUAUAAAAAUGUCUUCUCCUAUCAUGAAUGCUGCUGAAGCUCCUGUUGUUCCUCCUCAACAACAACAACCUGAAGAAGUUACUGGUGCUGUCCCUUCCACUACUGCUUCUCUUUAUGUAGGUGAACUCGAUGUCUCUGUUACCGAAGCUAUGCUCUUUGAAAUGUUCAACAUGAUCGGUCCUGUUGCUUCUAUUCGUGUAUGUCGUGAUGCCGUUACCAGACGUAGUUUGGGUUAUGCUUAUGUUAACUUCCACAAUGUUGUUGAUGGUGAACGUGCUUUGGAAACUCUCAACUACACCUUGGUGAAGGGCAAACCUUGUCGUAUCAUGUGGUCUCAACGUGAUCCCUCUCUCCGUAAGACUGGUUCUGGUAAUGUUUUCAUCAAGAACUUGGACGUCUCUAUUGAUAACAAGGCUUUACAUGACACCUUCUCUGCCUUUGGUAACAUUUUGUCCUGUAAGAUUGCUUUGGAUGAAAGUGGAAACUCCAAGGGUUACGGUUUUGUCCAUUAUGAAACUGAAGAAGCUGCUGAAAAUGCCAUCAAACAUGUCAAUGGCAUGUUAUUGAACGACAAGAAAGUGUUCGUCGGUCACCAUGUCCCUCGUAAGGAACGUCAAGCCAAGAUCGAAGAAUUACGUGCCAAGUUCACCAAUGUGUACGUCAAGAACCUCGAUACUGAAGUCACUGAUGAUGAAUUCACUGCCAUGUUCACCAAAUUUGGUCCUGUCACCUCUGCAUUGAUUUCCAAGGAUGAAGAAGGUAACUCCAAGGGCUUUGGUUUUGUCAACUUUGAAAACUUUGAAGAUGCUCACAAGGCUGUUGACAGUCUCAAUGAAACUGAACACAAGGGUAAGACUUUGUAUGUUGGCCGUGCUCAAAAGAAAGCUGAACGUGAAGAAGAACUCCGUCGUCAAUACGAACAAGCCAAGAUGGAAAAACUUGCCAAGUACCAAGGUGUCAAUCUCUAUGUCAAGAACUUGGAUGAUGAUAUUGAUGAUGAAAAGCUUCGUCAAGAAUUCUCUGUUUAUGGUGUCAUCACUAGCGCCAAGAUCAUGCGUGAUGAAAAGGAAAACUCCAAGGGCUUUGGUUUCGUCUGUUUCUCCUCUCCUGAUGAAGCUACCAAGGCUGUCACUGAAAUGAAUGGUCGUAUGAUUGGUUCCAAGCCUAUCUAUGUUGCUUUGGCUCAACGUAAGGAAAUUCGUCGUUCUCAAUUAGAAGCUCAAAUGGCCCAACGUAACCAAAUGCGUAUGCAACAAGCUGUUCCUAUGCCCGGUGCUCCUGGUUACAUGCCUGGUGCUCCCAUGUUUUAUGGUCCUCCUGGUGGUUUCAUGGGUCAAGGUCAACGUCCUGUGUUCCCUCCUAAUGGUAUGAUGCCUCGUCCUCGUUGGGCUCCUCAACCUCAACAAGGUCAACCCAUGGGUUACCCUCAAGGUUUCAAUCCUAACAUGCAAGGUCGUCCUCCUCGUGGUCCUCGUCCUGCUCGUGGUGCUGCUCAUGCUCAAGGUAACCGUCAAGCUGCUGGUCAACGUAAGCAACAACAAGGCCGUACUGCCACCAAUGGUCAAGAACAACAACAAGAUAAUGGUGCUUUGACUGCUGCUGCUUUGGCCUCUGCUCCUCCUGAAAUGCAAAAGCAAAUGCUUGGUGAACGUUUAUAUCCUUUGAUCCAUGCUCAACAACCCGAGUACUCUGGCAAGAUCACUGGUAUGCUUUUGGAAAUGGACAACAGUGAAUUAUUGAAUUUGUUGGAAGAACAAGCUGCUUUGGAUAGCAAGAUUGCUGAAGCCAUGGAUGUGUUGAAGGCCCAUAUCUCUUCCUCCGAAGCUCCUGCUGCCGAUGCUUCUGCUGAAGAAACCAAGGCUUAGAUUAGACAUCAAAAAGGAAACGACGAAAAAAAAAAAGAAAAAAGGAUCUAGUGGAAUGGACAUGAAAUGAUGAUUACAUAUAGUGGUGUAUGUAUUGUCAUGUGUGUUAACUCUUUUUUUUUUUUUUUUAAUCAUCAUUUUAUAUUAAAUAAAAAGAUUGUCUCAAAAGACUUUUUUU